Molecule: messenger RNA, 651 nt
Organism: Meloidogyne enterolobii
Lineage: Eukaryota; Metazoa; Nematoda; Chromadorea; Rhabditida; Meloidogynidae
Source: the annotation of a GenBank genome assembly
GUGCGGGAUUGAGUUUUAGUCUUGGCAUAAUUUUGAACAUGCUUCUUGCUUGGCUAAUUCUAACUAAAACAGUGAAGGCUAUGCGCAUGUACUCGCGCCUGCUUCUUCACUCAUGUCUUAUGGCUAGUUUCUUAAAAGUAUUUUUUUUACCUUACAAUCUUCAGGAUAUUCUAAUCGUUAUUGUAUCUACGCUCGUUCAGCCUAUUCCGAUUGUUGAUCAUGGAUACCGCGCUCUAUUCCAAAAUGGAGUUUUCCGAAACCUAUUGCCACAACCCUAUGCAUAUAUGGUAAUUAGGACAUUCGAAUAUCUGGUUUAUAUUUUAAAAUUCAAGUUGAAUGUCCUCUGGAUUCAACUUCUGCUAUUUUUUCUAGCUUCUACUACAGCGCAGUUCAUCUUCCGAUACUUUCUUCUUUCUAAGUUAUAUUUCUAGUUAUUUGAUCAUUCAAAAUUUAUUCAGAGAUGGCCAUAUUCCUCGAAGCUUGAUCUGGCUUAUGGGCGUCCUGGCUUUCCUUUUAAACUUAUUUCACAUUAUUUUACUCGCUUGGGCUGAUUAUCCACGCCCUAACUAUUACGAAAAAAUGGAAGAAUUAUCAAAACUCGUCACCCAAGAAGCUGGCAUUACAGACGUUAAAUUCUCCUCAUUUACCUGG